Molecule: messenger RNA, 3472 nt
Organism: Pecten maximus
Lineage: Eukaryota; Metazoa; Mollusca; Bivalvia; Pectinida; Pectinidae
Exons: 6
Coding region: 13-2025 (670 amino acids)
Source: RefSeq, a predicted model, not a curated record
AAGAAGCGCGGCAUGCUUGAGGACCUGGUUCUGUGGCUGAUCAAACCGUGUAAGGGUCACGAACUUGCCAAAUUGAGAGUACUCUAUCGCUGGCUGACGUCAUGGGACACCAAGAAGUUCAAGCCUCCUCUGGCUAAGAUAGAGAAGGGGUCCGUCCUGUGGUAUAUUCUGAGGCUCCAAAACAAACAGGAAAACUACGCUUCUAUGAUGUGUUAUCUGUGUAGUUAUGCAGGACUGGUCUGUAUGGUUAUUCACGGAUUCAUGAAAGGUAGCACGUACAAGAUCGGACAGAACGUAGCUUCUAACAAGAUCAACAUGUAUGGAGAAUGGAACGCCAUCCUGAUCGAUAAUGUUUGGCGUCACGUCAACGCCUACUGGGGCGCAUGCGCUGUGACAGGCGAUGACGACGAAUCCACUACUUUUCAUCUUGAUGAAACAUUCUUCAUCCCUGAUCCGGAGAGUUUGGCAUAUACGCAUUUCCCUGACGAACCAAAAUGGCAGCUUCUAGAUCAAACCAUGUCAAUGAAGGAUUUCGAGAGAAGGGCAUAUGUAAAAGAACGUUUCUUUGAGCUGGACAUGCGCAUUCUAUCACAUCCGGAAUGUGAGAUAGUAUGCCAUGAUGAGAUCGAGAUUCUUUUUGGAAUUGCACCAAGCAAGGCAAAGCAGGUAGCGUUGAAAUGUCUUUUAUCAGUGGAAAACGAAGAGGAGGAUUGGAUCCCAGUCGAAACUGAUAAAUUCCAGCAUGACUAUGCGCAUGUGCAGAGUACAAACUCAAUUGCUGUACAGAUGCGUUUCCCAGAUAAAGGCACCUACAAAUUAGAAAUACUUGGGAAGGACCUCUUACGGGAACGCGAGGACGAGAAAUACAUAUAUGACUGGUUGGUUGUGUACAAGAUAUACGUGAAAAAGGUGGGGAAAGUCUUAGCCUUUCCCAGAUACGAUGAAACUGCUGGAUGGGGUCCAAAUUUGUUGACAGAGGAGGCGGGUGUAGUCCCAAUAGACCAGCCGUUCGCGACACUCAAUGCUGAUGGAGGUUAUCUCGACUUGGGUAUUAAAUUAGAUGACAUUGACAUCGAAGACACGGAAAUAUUUUACAAGAUGACUACAAUGGAAGAGAACUUAGACGACGUGGAAUUUUCUCAGCAGGGUAUUAUAAAGGAGGAGCACCAGAUCAUCAUUUUCAACGACAAACCCCCCGCCAAUGAAUAUUGUCUUUGUAUAUAUAUAGAAGAGGAAGAGGACUCACUUUUACUUCCGCCGCCUAGGCCGGAUGAGUUCCGGCCGCCAGUGAUGGUCAAGAAAAAUGUCUGCAACUUCCUGGUGAGGUGUACGUCGUUGUCCAAAGAUUCCAAGUUCAGGGAGAUCGACAAUGCCAGGAAAGCAAUCACAGAUGCCAACAAAGAAAAGCGUCUCGCCAACCUAGAACGGGUCGUUGAUCUUAUUGAGACAAAGGAUUUUGAGCGUUACAUGGCGGCAGAAACGAAAUAUGGGCGGGAACUAAUCGUGCGCCUGCGCAAACUGCAAAACAAACUUCACGAGGUCAUGAUCAUUGACACAGAGAGCAUAAUGAGAAUCCGUGACCUCGUUGACCCUCCCCCGGAAGUGUUGGCUGUGAUGAAGUCCCUGCUUCUAUUCUUGGGUCAUUUCGACGAAGAAUUACGACAAUGGAGUGAUGUCAAGAAGAUAAUUGGCCGUUCAGCCAAGCUGGCACUAAAAAGGCGUAUCGGUGAAUUCGACAUCAACGACCUGGAUCUCGAAAUAGCGCUUGGAGCAAAGAAGUUGUUGGGAACCAUGGAAUUGGAAGAUGUUAGAGCUAUCGAUAAAAUCCUGGCAGUACUUCUCAUGGAUUAUGUGUUGGCGGUGGUGGAGGAGAUGGAAUUACGAAACCCCAAAAAGCUUGAGUUGACACUACCACGAACGACCAGGGAGAAGAUUGAGAGGAGCAAAAAAGUCAUCGCUCUUCUUACUAUGACCAAGCCUAAAGUUGAACCUGAAGAAGAAUUCGAAGAAUAUGAUUUCUUCUGAGAUUUCCACGACUGAUGAUGAAGCACGUGACCUAGCUAUUGUUGAAUGUUUCCCCAAACGAACCGUGUGGUACAUUUCAUUUCUCUACGAAGAUGUGUUUGUCCUCAAGUAGUAUUUGUCAGAGUUCGGAUUAGUAACAUCACCUGAAUUAUAGAAAUUCAGAAACAAAUAUCUGGACGCUGUUUCAAUUCCUUGAACGCGAACAAGAACGACUUUGGUAUAGCUUGUUGUGGCGGUCAAAUAUCCAUAGUACUGACAGAAAAGUGCAAACUGAUAUUAAUUACUAGUACUAUUGUAGAGGCAAAGUGGUAUCACUAGUACUAGAGGAUCAGAGGAAACAUAAAUAGUCAUAGCGAGAAAACAAUAAUGUCAACGAUCGGUCAAUGUGAUAACGACAAAAGUGAAAGGCUUCUAUCAUUAUUGAUCGGGCUACUUUUUUUAAACAAGAGGCCCAUGGGCCUUAUCAGUUUUGAUAUGCUUACUGAGAGAUGAUGUAUUACUUUUAAACUAACAUUUAAUACAUCUCACACCUGUGACCCUGAACGUAGGUCAAGGUAAUCCAUUUUGACAAAAUUGCACUCGGAACAAUGACCGUAGAGAAUCGGCCGAGGUGUUCCGAGUGGACAAAAUUGUUAGCCCUUCAUCCCAGCAUGCAACCGGCUGGGUUGUGUUGUAAAAUCGAAAGUCAAUGUGGUUUGUGUGUCCAAUAUUGUAACUACUGGAUUAGUUGUAGGAAAAUUAUCUAUUUUAAGAAAGCUUUCAUCUAGAUUCAUUUGCAGAAAUGUUGUUAAAUUCCUUUUCCACCAAACGUAUCUGAUUUGUUUUGUAUCUGACCUUUCCGUGUUGAUGAAUAUAUAACAUGAACUAUCAGAACUUAGUUUUACAUUAUCGUUCAUGUACUGCCCAGCUUUUACUCUGUCGUGUCCAUGUACUGCCCAGCUUUUACUCUGUCGUGUCCAUGUACCGCCCAGCUUUUACUCUGUCGUGUCCAUGUACCGCCCAGCUUUUACUCUGUCGUGUCCAUGUACCGCCCAGCUUUUACUCUGUCGUGUCCAUGUACCGCCCAGCUUUUACUCUGUCGUGUCCAUGUACCGCCCAGCUUUUCCUCUGUCGUGUCCAUGUACUGCCCAGCUUUUACUCUGUCGUGUCCAUGUACCGCCCAGCUUUUACCCUGUCGUGUCCCAUGUACCGCCCAGCUUUUACUCUGUCGUGUCCAUGUACUGCCCAGCUUUUACUCUGUCGUGUCCAUGUACUGCCCAGCUUUUACUCUGUCGUGAACAAAGAGCAGGUAUCUCUUUAAGUCUCAACAGUUCAUUUUGCUGGCAGAGAUAGCUAUCACUUUUGUACGUUGUCAUCCAAAUUUACACCGUCAUUCUAAUGUACACAGUCAUCCUAAUGUACACCGUCAUUCUAAUGUACAGUCAUCCUAAUGUACACAGUCAUCCUA